UUUGUUUCAUUUAAAGGUGCAACACUGAACUGAAUCCACAGAUUCAAUGGUUGAGAGUGUACUCUCAGCGUGAAUAUGGUGGAAUCUGCACAUGCUCAGGUCUGAAAUUUGGGCCCAGCUUCCUGUAUCCCAAAGGCUCAUCUUGGUUUGCUCUUCCCAGUGCAGUUUUCUCAUCUUUGUGCUCCGUUUUUUAACCAAAAAUGAAAAUAUGAUCGUCUGAGAACAGGCCGGAUAAGUGAGACAUGACAUCAACCCAAUGAAAUCUGUGCCAAAACAUGGAUUCUUUUUAAACGCAAAUCCACACAGAAGAAAUGUAAUUAAUUGAAACAGGAGAAAUGGCUCACUGGCAGCUAGGUGCGAUCGUCUUCUUCCUUCGGUUCUUCCUAUCUCAUCCACAGUGCAUCUUCUGCACGGAUGAGUGUAAUCAGCUUAAAAGCACAAGCAUUGACUUUGUAAAUAUUUCAAUAAUCUGUGAUCACGAUGCGAACAUAACCAAGUUUGUUGAGGCUAACAACCUUACGAAUCCGAACAGUAUUAAAUUGUUAUAUUCGUCUUUAUUGAAGUCCGGUCUAAGCAAUCUGUCUUCAGCCAAAAUUGUAGAUUUAUCAGGUAAUGGCUUGACUGUUAUUAAUGUAAACAUUUUUCACAAUGUCCAGAGUUUAUGUCUUUCUCACAACAACCUAACGCAGAUCAAGGGGAACCUGAUGAAACUGAAAUUUAUCGAUUUAUCUCAUAAUUUGAUCAGCAAUAUUUCAAAAUGUCCAAUUUUGUCUGGCAACGUUUCAUAUAUAAGUCUGAACAACAAUUUAAUAUCUUCCUUGAACAAUUUUUCAAGUGAUACUUUAGAACAUUUUGACUUAAAAAACAACAAAAUUAAUUUAUUGAGUUUAAACAAAUUUAAAAAACUAAAGAUAUUAGACUUGAGUAAUAAUUUAAUUGCUCAGAUCAGUGCCAACAUCUCACACGAAGUACCAAAAUUAGAGAUAUUAAAUCUUUCAUCAAAUGCUAUUAAGACCCUGGAUAACUACAGUUUUAAUUUAACAAAUCUGUUAAAACUAGAUUUAAAAAAUAACAAAUUAAAGCACUUGUCACCGAAAUGCUUUGUAGGACUGAAUAAACUACAGUUUUUAGAUAUUUCACAAAAUAAAUUAAAAACGGUGUUUCCCAGUACACUCCAAUAUCUUUCUGGUCUCAUACAACUGAUUAUUUCUGAAAAUAAAGACUUUUCAACUCAAGACUUUGGGCUUCUACUUGCAUCAAAGAGAUUAAAAAGUGUCAAUGCUUCAAAUACUAACCAGAAAAAGAUUCCGUCGAGCUUGAUCCGAUCUGUACGAUAUUUAUUCCUUUCAUUUAAUAAUAUAACUCAAAUACAAUGUGGCGAUCUAGACAGCUAUCCUUUGCUAAACAGCCUCGAUCUAUCACACAAUAACAUUAGUUACAUUGAGGAUGACGCGUUAGGCAGAUUAGAAUUGCUUAAGACUAUAAUUCUUAGUUACAACUUCCUCAUAUCGAUACCAUAUACGUUGCCAAAUAAUUUAAAGACUUUGUUAAUUAACAAUAACGUUGUUAAAAAAAUAACGACAACGGAUUUUUCAAGUAUUAUCCAGUUGAAACAAUUAGACCUCUCUAACAACAGAAUAACAACAAUCGCUGAAGGAUCGUUUGCUCAACUUAUUCUUCUUCAGACACUGAACUUAUCAGGAAACAACAUUAAUAUUUUGUCAAGCAGUAUUUUUACAAAUCAAAGAAAUCUGAAAACUUUGGAUUUGAGUAAUCUAAACAAUGUGAUGAAAUGUGAUCAAGUGCUUUGUUUUCCUGUCCCUGAAUCAAACGAACUACAAGAACUCAUACUUAUGAAUAGUCCUGUUCUUGUAAACCGGCUUGUCAAUGAUGCUGCAGCAUUAAAAACAUUUAAGCAGCUGACUAUUUUAAAUCUUGCUUAUGCAAACUUGACAGAACUGCGAAAUGACUUGUUGAACUAUUUUCCAAGGCUUAAGCAGCUAUAUUUGCAGGGUAACGAUUUGAACUGUACUUUAUUACAAUCGACAUAUUUAUGGCUAGAAAUUAAAGAAGUAGACGAUUGUAUUUUUAAGAUGAAUGAAAUCGAAGUGACAACUACAAUCAUGACUGUUGCAGUAAAAAAUAAAGUAAGCAAAGAAUCGACUGUACCUUCUUCAGUGGAGACAAACUUAAAAUCGCCAAAUACAACAAAAACUGAUAUAUUUGCUUCAACUACUAAAGAUUUCUUCAUGGACUUUCAGUUUAAGAACAUUUCCGAAUUUCCUGUACCUCAAAAAAAUGAAGCUUCUAAUAAAGUUGACAUUUGGUACAAAGAAUCUGAUCUGGGAGUUGUAGAUGCCUUUGCCGAUAACACUCCAACCUCCCAUCCAGGGCUGUUUAUUUUAUUAGUUCUUCCAAUAGCUUUGGUAUCGACGUACCUAUGCUGGGCGAUACAUUACUCAAGAUCUAAGAGGCAGUUAGCCAAUGAAAUAAGUCACGAAAUGGACAUUGAAAUAUCAAAUAUAUCGAGUGAACUUUGGUGACCCUUACUAUCAACAUAUAACAAUUAAAAAGUAUUUAUUGUUAAUGUAAAUUAAGCAGAAGAGGAUUGUGCGAAAUAAACAAAUAUUGGAAAUGUUAUUAAGAAAGAUAAAUGUUAAAAGAGAAGAAAUACCUAAUAUGUCCGUAAUGAAUCAUUGUAAUAAGGCAAGACAAUCAUGCCCUACAAAAGAAAAUACAAAUCUAUAUAUUUUUAUUAAACAAGAAAAUAUAAACAAGAGCCAAUUUUUCUAAAAUUUUAAGUAAAUAGAAUGUAAGUUUAACAUUUCCCCCCUCUAAUUUUAAACUGAUGUGACAAAUUGGUUUUAUCGAUCUAUUAAUCAUUGUUUGACAAUAGCUAAUUGUAAAAUUCUAGUAAAAAAUUAUAAAAGUAUUAUUAUAUAUAACAGAAAAAAAAGUGCGCAAAGAAAUAAUGCUUUAUUAUCUAAAAACAUCCAAUUUAAUGUUGAUACUGUAUGUUUUCUAUUUGUUUAUAUAAGUACAAACAAUUUGUAAAUAUUUGUUUUGUUAUAGUACUCAAAAUGUAAAUAGUAUUUAUAAGUCCUAGCGUGUUUUAUAUACAUUUUAAUAUGUAAAUAUUGGUAUGGGAUGAGUGAUAUUUUCAGAUUAAGAAUAAAUGAAAAAAAUUUAAUUUAUAUUUGCUUUU
Cimex lectularius (bed bug) is the source of this 3205-nucleotide messenger RNA. RefSeq names its product nephrocan. The coding region runs from base 336 to 2543 and encodes 735 amino acids. Lineage: Eukaryota; Metazoa; Arthropoda; Insecta; Hemiptera; Cimicidae. Gene Ontology annotation, molecular function: protein binding. The transcript has 2 exons. The record is from RefSeq and is a predicted model, not a curated record.